UCAUUAUAACUCUCCCUUUGAAAGGCUUCCUUCAAGGCUCGCCAAGAAACCUCUCAAGGUGGAAGACAUCAUGAGGCUGCUGUGCCGCAUCGCAGAGGAGAGGGAAAAGGGGAGCUUGAAGCCAGCUGUGGGUGGAAUGAUCGGUCAUAUGGUUGGAGGUCCACAUGGAGCUACUCUUGGGGAGGCUAUUGGGACUCUCUUAGGUACAUGGAUGAUAAGUGGAGAGUUCAAGCCGAUUUCUCAGACCAUAAUGGAGCUGCCGCCUGAUAAGAAGCAAAAGCUCUAUAAUGAAGCCAUGACCAUCCUCAAGGACCUGGAGUGGAGGGACACUGAACACCUGACCACAUUGGUCAUGGGCAGUGAGGACCUGAAGAUGCAGCUGCUGGCCAUGCUGGAAAAGUGCCUCAAAGGCUGAAGUCCAGUAUAUUGAUUUCAAAACUAUUUCUAGAAAGCAGGGGUCUCAUUUAGAUGAUUCUCCACAGGGUGGUGGGCCAUUAAGAUGGUUUUCCUAACUCAUAGAGGUGAUUGGGAGUGGGGGAAGCUUCACCCAUUCAUUGCUCAUGGGUUGGGUCCAACUCCCCCAGACCUGGGAACAUGGGGUCCUAGUCAGUGGUCCUGCCCUGAUGGCCACUGAAGUCCUUCCCUUGGCCGGUCUGCCUUCAUUCCUGGGGAAAACCCUGACCCAACUUCUGGGCAGUUUUGGGUCAGAUGGAGCAGAUCUUGCUGAGUGAAGUCAGUGUGGACUAGCUGGGUUCUGGGGUGACUGUAAUGGGCGCUGGGCCUGAGAGGACAGGCUGGACCUCAAGUCCGGUCUCCCCCAGGAGGUGAAAACCCUUUCCUGGCUUUCCCCUCAGGCUCUCCUCUUGGCUCUCGUGGCUUUAUUAUUCUUACUUCUGUCUUACAUUGUCUGUGAAGAACUUAAAAAAAGAGAAAUGGACUAAGA
Mustela lutreola (European mink) is the source of this 943-nucleotide messenger RNA. Its product is annotated as protein C19orf12 homolog. NCBI's taxonomy places the organism in Eukaryota, Metazoa, Chordata, Mammalia, Carnivora, Mustelidae. The transcript is spliced from 2 exons. The record is from RefSeq and is a predicted model, not a curated record. Bases 71 to 415 code for a protein of 114 amino acids.